AUGCCGUUGUUUCUAGAACACGAUAUCGAUGUGAGUGAGCAUUAUGACAGUGCUCUUUUUGCUGCAGCAAGCCAUGGCCACGGCGAGGUCGUACAGCUGCUCCUGAGUCAUGGUGCCUGUAAGGAUACUCUAGACACGAGAGGCUCAACAGGGGCCUUGACAGCCCUGAUGUCCGCAGCUAGCCAGGGCUACUCCUCAGUCGUGCGAGUGCUGCUUGACGUUGCCGCCGACACCAGUGUGCAGGACAGCUAUGGCCGUACAGCCCUUCUCCUUGCGUCGGGUGCGAGCAAAACUGUAAAGUUAUCGGACGGCCGGGCGGUUCUCGUUUCUCACCCAGGCACCACCGAGUGCGUGCGACUAUUGCUAGAAGCUGGCGCUGACAAGGAUGAAGGGGAUGAGCAGGGGCGCACCGCGCUCAUUGAGGCAUCUUUGGGAAAUCAUGCGCAGAUUGCCCAGUUGCUUCUGGAGGCAAGGGCCGACGUGCACGUGCAGGACAACUUUGGAAGAACGGCGCUUCUUUGUGCAUCGAACUGCGGCUACAUGGACAUCGUGGACUUGCUUUUGGAGGCGGGCUUGCCCGUGGUGGACUUCGCCGACGAGGUUGAGACGAUGCGGCGCCUGCUGUCGGCCUUUGGCAGAACUUCGCGGAACUACCGAAGUGAGAAGACGCGACGUUGCAUCGAGUUGCUCGAACGUGGUGCCCACGAAGAGAAUCGGCCGGAGCUUUGCAAGAGCUGCAAGGCUUUCUUCAGCUGUCGACAAUCCGAGAAUGCAACCCGGCUCGUCCGGGCAACGCUGACGUCUUGCCAACUGUUGCAAGAACAGCUGGCACUGCAGCCUUGCUGGGCGGUGAGGAUUCUCGACUUGGGUUCGUUGCGCUGCCUGGAUCCACGCACUCUCAAGAUCUUGGUUUCGACGUUCCCAGAACUUCGAGUUCUUCGAGUUCAGCACGAGAGCUACGAGGAGCUUCCAACUUCUGCUGAUGCCGAGCGAACCUUUUGGCCGACGCUUCAGGGCCUGGAAAUUCAAUUCGCCACGCCUUUGCCUCCGGCGUGGCUCUGCGAGCUGCGGGGACUCCGCCGCCUGGAUAUCUCUGCCACCGACCGCGGUGCGAUGAUUGCGCUACCGACCUGCUUGGGCAACCUGACCGAGCUGAUCCAUCUCAACGUGGUGAGAAACAACCUGAGAGGCGUUUCGUCCCUGCCUUCGUCUCUUCACUUGCUCUCGGAGCUCCGCAGCUUUGAGGCUUUCGAGAAUGGCGCUACUGGGGAGAUGUGUGAUGCUCAGGUGCCCGAAAGGGAGCUGUGCGUGCCCGGCUAUGUCGCGAGGUCCGAGGGAGAGCGCCCUAACUGGCGAUGUCCGCAAGCCGGGUGGAAGAUACGGCUGGAGGAUCGCAGCCUACCAUGGUGGCAUUGGCGGAAGAUAGAGAAGAUGCACAUCGAUGCCAACUUCAUCUUCGGAAACAUUCCAGACGAUAUUCCCGACUAUUGGCCGCGGCUGAGAUCGCUGGAUCUUCAUGAUCUUCAGCUCACUGGACCCCUUCCUCGAUCCUUGGUGCGGCUGGAGAAUUUGACGCAGCUCCAGGUGCAGCUGAACGACUUGGAGUGCGGCGUUGGUGAAGAGGACGUCGUGGCCGAGCUCCUCCGACUCCCGAAGAUGCGCACUCUCAACGUGGAUGCGAAUCCUCGGCUUUGCGGCUGCGUGCCUUCUCGGACCAGAGUGGAUCUCAAUGCCCAAGUCGGUGAGACCCAGAUUGAGGUCGGCUGCAGCGAGAAGGGGGAAUUAUGA
This is a messenger RNA of Symbiodinium sp. CCMP2592, 1788 nucleotides long. NCBI's taxonomy places the organism in Eukaryota, Dinophyceae, Suessiales, Symbiodiniaceae. The record is from the annotation of a GenBank genome assembly.